Messenger RNA from Zophobas morio, 9959 nucleotides. RefSeq lists its product as uncharacterized. Gene Ontology annotation, cellular component: cytoplasm. NCBI's taxonomy places the organism in Eukaryota, Metazoa, Arthropoda, Insecta, Coleoptera, Tenebrionidae. Gene Ontology annotation, molecular function: protein binding. Bases 94 to 6672 code for a protein of 2192 amino acids. The record is from RefSeq and is a predicted model, not a curated record. Gene Ontology annotation, biological process: innate immune response. The transcript is spliced from 7 exons.
UAAAAACAAAUGAGCAGUUUUGCCUGAUAUCAGUUUAGUGGAAACAUUUUCUAGCUAAAGUUUUUUCUUGUACUUGUGAUUUCAACUCUAGAAAUGGAGAACAUAGAGAGUUUUAAAAAAAGAAGCGGAACCACGGAUAGAGGGAAGGAAUAUGAGGAUGUGGUUCUUGCUUUUGUUAUCCUAGAACUGGUAAAAGACGUCGCAAUAAAGAACUUUCAUGUUUCGUCAAAUGAAGAGGGGUUCGGAGCUUUUGAUGACAUAGUUAUUAAAACUGAGUCGGAUAAGGGAAACGAAAUAAAAGCAGUACAGUUAAAACACACCGAAAAUAGAAUAUUAUCCACAAAAAAUUUGAUGUCCAAAACAGGAGACUUCAGCAUUGGGAAAUAUUUCAAAACAUUUCAAGAAAUUAAGAAAGAUGCAAGCGAAUUUAUAUUAUAUACUAACAGACCAUUUACGUAUGACGACAAUACAACAUUUCAAUUAGUUGAAGAAGAAUUUUCUAUUAUUACUGUUAAAGUAAAAGCUGCUUCAGAACUUGCAGAGAUAGAUUCUGCCUAUCAGUUUAAAAUAAUAGAAGAAGAUUGGAAUGUUGAAAUGCUUCUCAAAAUUCGAGAAUAUCAAAAGUUUUUUAGUAAGUUUUAUCUGUAUACCGAUCAAAAAAAAGUUGAAAGUCUGAAAAAGAGUGUAACUGAAAAUUUCAAAACAACAUAUUAUUCGGAUGAGGAAAUAUUCGAAAAAUUCCUCAAAAGACUGUCUGAGUGGAAUAUCCAAGACGGGAACAAAGAAAAGCUCAACAAAAAGUGGAUGGAACGUGUAAUCGCUCUAUUGCUUCUAUCUUCCCAUAUUGAGCCCCUAUCUUCUGGCUCAGUUAAUGUCAACUCCGGUAACGAUAAAGUGAAAAUAUUUCAAGAAGCUGUUUCCUUCUUCGAUAUUACACUACUUGAAAAAGAAUCGUACGAAAAGCUUAAACCAGUGUGGGAUGACAUUAGAAAAGAAAAAAACUUUGACUUUACAGAAUUAAAUAAAAUAAGAAAAAGGUACUUCCCAGCAGUCAGUUAUAUUGUUAAUAAAAACAUCGACAAAAUAGAUCCAAGGAUAUUUAUUCAACUAUUAUGGUUAACAGACAAGUGUCCAUUAAUAAUCCGUCAACAUGAGAACGUCGAAAAGGCCAUCCAGCUCUGUCCCGAUAAAAAGUUCAUCCUAAUUGGCGAAGGCAAGAAUGAGGAGUGGAUGAAAAUCUAUUCCGUUUUCCAAAAUCUAUCAAACUUGAUUCAAAAACCCGAUUUACACGAAAGAAUUAUGCAAAAUUUUACCAUAUCGCUCCAAGGAAAGGGAGAAAUUAAUCUUGCAACAGCUUUUGGAAAUAGCGAUAAAUUUUUACAAAGUGUCACAACGGAUAACUUAGUGGAAAUGCUAAACGAUCCGUGUUAUAUAGGAGGAGUAAAAGAGAUUCUUCCUGAACCUUAUAUUGAGCGGAGUCUUUCCCGAAAUAUUAUCAACAUUAAAUACCUUAAAAAAUUUUGGAAAAAUACAAUUAUUAUUUUAAAUUGCGCCGAUAAUUUUGAUAAAGUCAAAGACGAACUCACACAGUGUAAAAUAAUUGACAUCAAUAACUUCUUACAGAAAAAAACUCAGAAUUUUGAAAAUCAAACAAAUGAAAUUUAUGUGCCUAAAUUUAAUCCAACUCAAUAUAAAACUAACUUUAAUUCGAAUAAAUCAAAUUUGAGCAAUACAGUUUAUAUGGCUAAUCGUAAUUUAACUGAUUUAGAACUAGAACAAAUUUACAAUGAAAAUAGAGAAGCCAAACAAAUUCACUAUUUUAAACUCUCCGAAGAUUGUAAUUUAGAAUGGAUUAAAACUGCAGGUGAUGUUGGUGAUUUAGAGCUUUAUAAGUUAUCUGGGAAAUACUGUACGACCGAAAAUGAACUGUGGUCUUCUCGGCUAGAUAAUAACAUAAAUCUAAUAUGUGGUGAUCCGGGCAUAGGGAAAUCCGAAUUAAUGAAAAGUUUCAAAAAUAAAUGUUCACCGAAAUAUUGGACAAUUAUGAUUAGUCCUAACGAUGUGCACUCAUUUUUUGACAAUUCUAAAUUUUCCAAAACAACUAACUCUAUAGAUUUGUUUGAAAAAUUUAUCGCUGAUGAAAAAUGUCGGGUACUUCAAAGACUCGAACGAAGAUUUUUUGAAAUGUGUGUAGAGAAAAAUCAUGUAAUUUACGUGUGGGACGCGCUCGAUGAAAUUGUAGGAGAACAUUUAGACUCCGUUUCGAAAAUAAUCGUCGGCUUCUCAUCAAAAGGUUUCCUUCAGUGGGUAACAAGUAGAAGACAUUUAAAACCAUUUCUAGAAAAAAAAUUCAAUUUGUUGGCACUUAGUAUAAAUCAGUUAGACGAACAAGAACAACAAAAUUAUGUAAGAAAACGUUUAGCUUCUUUCAUUUCUGUAGACGAAAUUGAGAUCGCCAUCGACAAAAUUAAAUCAUCGUUCGCGAUUAUCGAGCACAUUAAUAUAUUGGGAAUUCCGCUUCAGAUCUUCAUGGUUACCGAAUUGUUUCGUCAAAACAAAGACAAAUAUUUGAAACUAAUGGAAAAUAUAUUUCUUUUGACUGAUUUAUACGAAUACUUCAUAGAAGAAAAGUUUAACAAUUUUUACGAAGGUAAAUUAGGUUUUGAUCACACAAAUCCUCACAUGAAAUAUAGAAUUCGCGAAGAAAAACGAAAAGCUUUAGAUCAUUAUGAAAGAAUGGCGUUUACUGUAAUCUUUCCGGAAGAUAUUUUGAAACGAUUAAACAUUAACAUUGACAAACACAGAGAGAAAAUUUUACGGAAAUAUGCGUCAGUUGGUCUGGUAAAUGAAUUUCAAAAUAAUGUGCCACAUUUUGUUCAUGGUUCUUUUGCCGAAUACUUAGUUGCUACAUAUUUUUCGAAAAAUUUUAAUGUAAUUAGGGACACACUCGGGGACAUAAUAUUUGACGCAAAGUAUAACAAUGUUCGUUUUUUUUUCGACUUGUUGUUAGCCAAAAACUCUAAGGCUCACGUCUCAGUGUUAUACAAAAAUUAUGAGUUGCUUAAAACCUAUAAUGACGAAACUUUAACACGUAAAGAUGAAGGUGGUAGAAGUGUUUUACAUGUGAUUUCUUCAUGGGGACAAAGACAUCCUCGUGUGAAAGUAACCGGUAAAAGUGGAGAGUAUGUAGUGCACGAAGACAACAACUUUGAUAAAAAAGCAGAAACCCAGGCAUAUUUUGAAAUGGUAGGGUACUUACAAAACAAGAGUACUGUUGACGAACACGAUGUCUUGCUAGAUAUGACGCCGUUGGCUUAUGCCAGGAAAAGUGAGAGCUUAGGGGCGGAAAUAAAGUUACUUCAAACUAAACGAAAUGACCUGAAUCGUCAAUUAAGUACUGUUGAUGAUGUAAUUAAUAUUUUCUAUUAUUCUUCUUUACUCGGAUAUGACGAAGUGUGUGAACUUUUCACAGUUGAAGAGAGGAAGAGACGAAACCAUUGGUACGAAACAAAAUUUGUAACUGCGGAACAUGGUGAAACAUCUCUUUUAUUGGCAUGUGGAAGUGGUCAUCUAAAAGUCGUUAAGUACUUAUUACAAUUUGAUGAAGAAAUAGAGCAGCACUCCAAUAAAAUUGGUGAGACAACAAUUGUUGAUAAUCCUCUCGAAUGCUUCGUGAAGGUAGACGCUAAAGUAAAUCGCCCUACUGAAAACGGUGGGACACCACUUUUGGUAGCUUCCGAAAUGGGUCACGAAAAAGUUGUCGAAUUCUUGGUGUCAGUCGGUGCCGAAAUCAAUCGCCCUAUGAAUGACGGGUUUACGCCACUUUUGAUAGCCUCACAGAACGGCCACCUGAAAGUAGUUGAAUACUUGCGGACAGUCGGUGCCGAAAUCAAUCGCGCUAAUAAAGAGGGCGGUACACCACUCUUCAUAGCUUCCCAAAUGGGCCACGAAAAAGUUGUCCAAUACCUGGCAACAGCCGGUGCCGAACUCAAUUGCGCUCUUAAAGAGGGUGUGACACCACUUUACAUAGCUUCCGAAAGAGGUCACGAAAACAUUGUCGAAUACUUGGCGACAAUCGGUGCACAAAUUAAUUGCGCUACUAAAGAGGGUGCGACACCACUUCAUGUAGCUUCCCAAAACGGCCACGAAAGGGUUGUUGAAUACUUGGCCACAGUCGGUGCCGAAAUCAAUCGUGCUAUGAACGACAGCUCGACACCACUCUAUAUAGCUUCCCAAAUGGGCCAUGAAAAAGUUGUUGAAUACUUGGCGACAGUCGGCGCCGAAGUCAAUCGCCCUACAAAAGGGGGUGCAACACCACUUUACAUAACUUCGCAAAUGGGACACGAAAAAAUUGUCGAACUCUUGGCGACAGUCGGUGCUGAAAUCAAUCGCGCAAUGGACGACAGCUCGACACCACUUUACAUAGCUUCGCAAAUGGGCCACGAAAAAGUUGUCGAAUACUUGGUAGCAGUCGGUGCCGAAGUCAACUGCGCCAUUACAAAGGGUGCGACACCACUUUACAUAGCCUCACAAAUGGGCCACGAAAAAGUUGUCGAAUGCUUGGCAACAUCCGGCGCCGAAAUCAAUCGCGCUGGGAUUGAAAAUGCGACAUCCCUUUACGUAGCUUCACAAAACGGCCACACAAAAGUUGUCGAAUACCUGGUAACAGUCGGCGCCGAAAUCAAUCUUGCUACGAUUGACGGUGAGACACCAGUUUACAUAGCUUCCCAAAUGGGCCACGAAAUAAUUGUCGAUUACUUGGUGACAGUCGGGGCCGAAAUCAAUCGCGCUACUAAAAAGGGUGCGACACCACUUUACAUAGCUUCGCAAAUGGGGCACGAAAAAAUUGUCGAACUCUUGGCGACAGUCGGUGCUGAAAUCAAUCGCGCAAUGGACGACAGCUCGACACCACUUUACAUAGCCUCGCAAAUGGGCCACGAAAAAGUUGUCGAACUCUUAGCGACAGCCGGCGCCGAAAUCAAUCGCACAUUGGAAGACGGUAUGACACCACUUUAUGUAGCUUCACAAAACGGCCACAGUGAGGUUGUCAAAUACCUCGCGGCAGUCGGCGCCGACAUCAAUCGCGAUUGUAAAGAGGGUGUGACACCAAUUUACAUAGCUUCCGAACAAGGUCACGAAAAGGUUGUCGAAUACUUGGCGGCACUCGGCGCCGAAGUCAAUCGCGCUACUAACGUGGGUGGGACACCACUUUUCAUAGCUUCCCAUAAUGGUCACGACAGAGUUGUCGAAAACUUGACGAUAGCUGGUGCCGAGAUCAAUUGCUCUAUGAAUGACGGUACGACACCACUUUACUUAGCUUCACAAAACGGUCACAAGAAAGUUGUCGAACACCUGGUGACAGCCGGCGCCGAAGUCAAUCGCGCUACGAAUGACGGUCGAACACCACUUUACAUAGCUUCCCAAAUGGGCCACGAAAUAAUUGUCGAUUACUUGGUGACAGUCGGGGCUGAAAUCAAUCGCGCUACUAAAGAGGGUGCGACACCGUUUUUUAUAGCUUCCCAAAUGGGCCACGAAAAAGUCGUCCAUUACUUGGCGACAGCCGGCGCCGACAUCAACCGGGCCAUGAAUAACGGUUCAACACCACUUUACAUAGCCUCACAAAUGGGCCACGAAAAAGUUGUCGAAUGCUUGGCAACAUCCGGUGCCGAAAUCAAUCGCGCUGUGAUUGAAAAUGCGACAUCACUUUACGUAGCUUCACAAAACGGCCACGCAAAAGUUGUAGAAUACCUGGUAACAGUCGGCGCCGAAAUCAAUCUUGCUACGAAUAACGGUACGACACCAUUGUACAUAGCUUCACAAAACGGUCACGAAAAAGUUGUCGAACUCUUAGCGACAGCCGGCGCCGAAAUCAAUCGCGCUACGAAUGACGGUAUGACACCACUUUAUGUAGCUUCACAAAACGGCCACCGUGAGGUUGUCAAAUACCUCGCGGCAGUCGGCGCCGACAUCAAUCGCGAUUGUAAAGGGGGUGUGACACCAAUUUACAUAGCUUCCCAACAAGGUCACGAAAAGGUUGUCGAAUACUUGGCGGCACUCGGCGCCGAAGUCAAUCGCGCUACUAACGUGGGUGGGACACCACUUUUUAUAGCUUCCCAUAAUGGUCACGACAGAGUUGUCGAAAACUUGACGAUAGCUGGUGCCGAGAUCAAUUGCUCUAUGAAUGACGGUACGACACCACUUUACUUAGCUUCACAAAACGGCCACAGGAAAAUUGUCGAACACCUGGUGACAGUCGGCGCCGAAGUCCACUGCGCUACGAAUGACGGUGAGACACCACUUUACAUAGCUUCCCAAAUGGGACACGAAAUAAUUGUCGAUUACUUGGUGACAGUCGGGGCUGAAAUCAAUCGCGCUACUAAAAAGGGUGCGACACCCCUUUUUAUAGCUUCCCAAAUGGGCCACGAAAAAGUCGUCCAUUACUUGGCGACAGUCGGCGCCGACAUCAACCGGGCUAUGAAUAACGGUUCAACACCACUUUACAUAGCCUCACAAAUGGGACACAGUAAUAUUGUCGAGUACCUGACGACAGGCGGCACCGAAAGCCAUCGCCCUACGGAUAAUGGUGCGACACCACUUACCACCUCUUCUAGCUUGCCACAAAGGUCACGAAGAAUUCGUCGAGCAGUUAGAAGAAUAAAAAACAAAGAAUAAUUGUAACCAGAGCUUCACGUACACAUCUUUGUACAAAUUUGUACGAUUUUUUUUCCGGGCUCUCAGCAUUUUCUUUACUUUUUUUUGCCUUCAUGUUCUUGUUUCUGGGACAGCAUCGUCUUCAUUUUGAAUUCUAACUUUUUCGUUAUUUCAGCUCUGCACUCAUAGUUAAACCAAUGUUUUCUGCGGUGCCGAUUAUUUCUUGGCAGAUUCGUCCUUGUUGCUUCUUUUAUGGUAUUUGUUAAAUUGAUCCAUUUUUCUACUAGGCGAUUUUGGGUUAGGCGCUACUUCGUUACUAUAGUUCUGCAUCAUCUCGAAGUUUUUUAAUUCGUCUAUACUGGAUUUAGGAUCUUAUUUCUGUUCUACUUUGUUUUCUUGCUUGAAACAGUCUUUCCGUUUUAUUCCUACUAGAAAGUAAUCGGAAUCUAUUUCUGCACCUCUGGAUGUUUUAACUUUAGUAACUCUCUUUGCAUACCCUCCUUGUACUAGGAUGUGGUAUAUCUGAUUAGUUUUAUUACUCCCUGGUGUUGUUCAAGCCUCUUUAAAAAUACUCUUUCUUGUAAAAUGUGUGCUAAGAAUGACGAUGCAACAACAAGUUCUCCAAACGGUUUCGUAGUAGUUUAAUGAAGCAAAGACAGUGUACCAUAGUGUUAUUAAGUAAAUAUCAGUUAUCUUUCAGAAAAUAUAGCGUUUGGUAUUUUUUUUUAAUUGUCGCAAUAAAAUUAAGUGAAUUCAUUGUGGAACAGUUGCGAUGAGUUUUACAAUAAACCCAGUUCUACACGUAAAUUGUUAAUGUACGGGUAAUCUAAUAAGUCUACUCAAUUGUACUAUACUUUUUGGAGUCCAGCUCAUUACACUUUCGUUCUUCGUUGGAAUCUUAUAUUGUUGCUAUUAUUGCUUUUAUCCGUGUUGGAAUGUAAAAGGUUUUUCCAAAACUAAUCCCAAAAAUAAAAAUCUACCUAUGUCUGAAAUCACCAGCACUUAAAAAUUCCUCUACAUCACAGCAUCGCCUCUGUUUUUCUUUUAGUUAUUAUAAGUUUGAGCAAAAAUUAAAAUUCGUUAGUAACAGUACACUUUCUAUUAUGAAUGAAACAAGACCUUCAGAUAAAAUAGUUUUGUGUUUUCUCCUUUAUUCAAUAAACAGAAAGCAAUGCAUGAGAUCGUUUACCAUCUUCCUAAAUAUUUUCCUGACUUAGUUUUACGACAAGUUAAAAAUGUAACAUGCAAAAGAACAACCAAUAAAUUGAAGAAAUAAUUUAGGUAAAUAUGUUCUAUAUCGUGAAAACAAAAUGCAAAAAGUAUCGUCCAGAAUCGCUUCUUCAGUUACCUCAUAAGUCACAAAUUGUAACAAAAAUUUAGCCUUAUUAUAAACUGGACUACAAGUGAAGCUGUAUACAUAUAAAUAGCGAAGCAAAGACGUACACAAGCAAGAAGAAAUUAUGAAAUGCUUCCGCCUUCUAGAAAACAAAACUGACUCAAGUGAUGUUGUGAAUAUGGGUUUGGAAAUUGACGCUGAAGUCUCCAAAAUGAUGCAUCUGUGGUUGUUACUUUAUUACUCCUCGCCGUGGUUGGUACCUAUACUAAGUGCCCAAAUUCAACAAUACAUUUAAUAGGCUUAGGGAAUGCAGGAUCACCUUCAAGAAACUAAAGAUCUUUUCGAACACUUCAAGAAAUUCCCCUUCCAGAACUCGUUCUGCUCAGUUAUAAUUUUGUUCCUGUAAGAAAGCAAAUUGAGCUCUCUUUUGGUAACUUUAAUAAGUCACUGUUAGAAAAAUAGGGAUGGAGUGUGCAAACAAGGCGUCAGAAUAACAGGACUGCGGUUCUUUUUGCUAUGGGUUUGUUCUAGGAGCGCAUAAUGGUGUAAAUAAAUGCAUACACCUCCUCCUCUUCCUGAUUUACGAUCAGGGCAUCGAGAGAGCUCUCUAGUCUGGUUAUCCCGAGCGUUUGCGCGAAAAACUUCACGCGAAAGGAAAAAGUCCAAAAGAACAAUGCUUCGUUUCCUACUGGUUUACUUGUUGGUACAUGAAAAGCUUGCGAGGAAAACUGGCCGGUUUUAACAUCUGCACAGAAGAAAGUAUUACCAACUUGCACGAAAACAUAGAAAAACUUAUCGACAAGCAAACAAUUCCACUUUCACGUCAGGAAGAUUUUUACGGCUCUGGACGAAGAGGGCCAAUUAGGCUGCGAUCCCACGAGAAAAUAAUUGCUGUCAGUAGAAAUCUCUCGUUACUUGUAUCUAUUGUGUAUUAGUGUCAGUACGUUCAAUCAGCAAAAAACGAUUUCAGGAAAAAGGACGACAAAAAAAUGUUCGUUUGGUUUGUUGUUGAAUAUGUUUUUGUUUUGUAACUAAUCUUUAAAAAAAUUUCGAGUAUCAAUUGUCGGUUUUGUAGUGUUGCUAAAACCUGAAAACUCGUCCACAGUAAAGUUCAUGUUAGAAUGUGCUUUGUGUUGCUAGCUCAUUUUUUUAUCACUUCUGUAUAGAUUAAGGUACAAGCAAUCUCAUGUACAAAAAACUUAAAACUUUAGGAACCAUAGCAAUAAUAUUUUAUGAACAAGACCCAAUUUUUCAAUGUUACUUUAACCCAAAAAUUGGUUUGAAGGGUCCAGGCAGUACUUUCCUUAUCAAUACAUGCGACUAAAAGUAUAGAAUUUUUAAUACACUCACACUAAAAUAAAUAAAGAAUUAAUUUUGUGAAUUUUAUUUUUUAAUGAAAGCUUUGAACCGUGGACCACUGUUUAUCUGCAACGCUACCACUGAACCACAAGACAGAGUAAACAAUAAACAAAUGUAAUAAUAAACAAAACCAAGGUAGAUUCGUAAACCACAAGUACCUACAGGAGUGUAUUAUUUCUAAGGCUGGGAUUGUAUGGUAGUGGUAAUGGUAAUUUAUUAAUUUAUUAUCCAACAGACAAAAGAUGUAUGUGGAUACUUGUACACAACUCCGGAUAAGUAUACACAAUACAUAUAACAAAACAAAAAUCAAUACAAAACCAUUAUACAACUAAUCACUAAUCACUAAAAAUUGAUAUAACGAGACAUGCAGAAAAUUCAACUGCUGUGCCGGAGAGAACCAUUUUUUUACAUAGACAAGUAAAACGAUUGAUACUUUGGAAAAAGAUGUCUACAAGUGGAGUGAUAUCAUUGCAGCUUCUACACAUAUGUAUUAUAUAUCGGCGAAUAGAAAUGUUGAUUAGUAUAGAACGUUAUAUCUGUAGAUUUGGUUAUAUUAAGUAAUAUUUAGUUUAUUAUUGUAACACUAUAUAAAUAAUAAACUUAUUAAGAUCUU